CCUAGGUCACGUGACUCGGGGAAGAUGGCCGCGCUGACGGCGGAGGUCUUUGCAGCUCUCCAGAGCCUGCUGAAGGCCUCCUCGAAAGAUGUUGUCAGACAGCUGUGCCAAGAGAGCUUUUCCAGUUCAGCCCUUGGCUCGAAAAAGCUCUUGGAUGUUACGUGUUCCAGCUUGUCUGUGACCCAGGAGGAGGCAGAACAACUGCUCCAGGCUCUGCACCGCCUCACCAGGCUAGUGGUGUUCCGUGACCUGUCCUCCGCCGAGGCGAUUCUGGCACUCUUUCCUGAAAAUUUCCACCAAAACCUCAAAAACCUGCUGACAAAAAUCAUCCUAGAACACGUAUCUACUUGGAGAGCUGAAGCCCAAACAAAUCAGAUCUCUCUGCCGCGCCUGGUCGACCUGGACUGGAGGGUGGACAUCAGAACCUCCUCAGACAGCAUCAGCCGCAUGGCCGUCCCGACCUGCCUGCUCCAGAUGAAGAUCCAGGAAGAUGCCAGUCUGUGUGGGGAGCAGCCCUCCAUGUCAGCUGUCACCGUGGAGCUGAGUAAGGAGACCCUGGACACGAUGUUAGACGGGCUGGGCCGCAUCCGGGACCAGCUCUCCGCUGUGGCCAGCAAGUGACGCGGCCAGCCGGCCCCUAGCACACGCCGCUGUCCUCGCAGCAGGCAGCGGUGGGGACGUGGGGGCUGCCAUCCAGCCCAGGCGCGGUUGGACCAGGCGGAAGCAGCCAGGCCCGCGCGCUGCUUUUUCCUCUUUCCGAAGUUGGAGCAGAAGCUGCUGUCUCGCGAGGCUCCUGUGUGGGACUUCAUGACCCCGGUGGCAGCAGGAGGGAGCGUUUGCUUGGUCAGCCGCCUCCGCCUGGCUGAUUGGAAAAUUCAGGCCCAAAUUGUGGCGCUCGUCUUAAUAAGUUCCUUUCACUCUGAUGAGCCCAUUUCCAGCUCUGGAAUGCACGCAGGGAGUCGGGUGGGUGACACCAGCAGUUCUGCUUCUCUGUCACAGAAGCCAGGCGGAUCCCACAGGGCAGGGCCCCCUCUGCGUGCCUGCCUGCCCCGAGUCCGGAGCCUUCCCGAGCUCCCUCAGCCCUGCUGGACCACCUGGCAGCGUAGGAAGUCUGAAAUGGGAACUCACUUCCUUCUCCAUAGAACCAGAGGCCCCUUCCUUGAUGUAAUGCAGCCACUCAGGGUGAAGAAGUAGGAGUGAUUGGAAAUAAAUAACAGUUCUAAAAACUUCA
Molecule: messenger RNA, 1231 nt
Organism: Balaenoptera acutorostrata (minke whale)
Lineage: Eukaryota; Metazoa; Chordata; Mammalia; Artiodactyla; Balaenopteridae
Gene: COMMD9
Product: COMM domain containing 9
Exons: 6
Coding region: 25-621 (198 amino acids)
Source: RefSeq, a predicted model, not a curated record